AUGGGCGGCAAAGUCUCGCGAUUUCUUCUCCAGAGCUGGCUUGUGCUCGGACAAGCUACACUGCUGGAAGAGGAACUGCAGCGCAUUUGGACAGAGGUACUUCCCACGGUUCAAGCAGAAAGUCCACCUUUGAUUGUUCGGGAGCUGGAAGCCAAGCAUGGUUACAUCACAGCUGACCCAGCGCAGCCCACACAAACCACCCAGGCCUGCAUUCUUCUGGACGUUUUCCAGGCGAAAGCUACGAACAAUGCAGCUCCAGCGUUGCAGCUAGAUGUUGGGUCGUUGGCAGGACCGAAUGCUGUCUGCAAUUUCCGCGCAUUCUGGGCAAAGGGACGAGGAUCAGCACUCGACUGGGUCCCGAAAGAGCUGCGACUCUGUGAUUUAUACCAUGUCCUGCUCAUUGAGGAUGAAUACAUCCUUGACAGCUUUGCGCGGGCUCCGCCAGUUUGCCGUAUCUUUCCAGUAGACCCGCAUGAGGCCGCAGAGUUGCCUUUUGUGCGACUUCCAUGGGCACCUGGCGAGCCCCUGCCAGACCUUAGUGGCAUAGUGUCCUUUCACGCUUACAGUGUCUAUUCUGCAGAGGCGCAAUGGAACCCGCAAAGAUGGUUGCAGGAGCCAGAUUUCUGGAAUGCUCAUUUUACGGCGCUGAUGCAGCAAGGGCUGCUUAACAUCUGCCUCACAGAAGAGAGCUGCCAGGGCGAUGCUGCGCCGUACCGGCUUAUGUUCUGGGAAGACAUCAGCACCGAGUUCUUGGAGUGUAUAGCCAGAGGCAUAACUCCCAUCUUUCUGGGGACGCCGGCUAUUUAUGAGUAUGUCGAGAGAAACGUCUUGCUCACGCGCUGGCGGUUCGAGACGGCGGAGGAGAUGAUGGCCACAAUUAGCACGCUGUCUUCACCGCAGGGUGUUCUGGAACACGGCACCCGUGUAUUUAUGGAGCGCCAGGGAAACUACUUCCUUAGUCGCUUGUACUGGCGUCAAGAUCCCCGACUGCGCGCCUUGCUGCUCGCCAGCGCUGCUCAGCGACAACAGCGGCUCCAACCACUGGGAAAGGUGGACGCAUCCCCGCCUGUCAUGGAGAUUGUCAUUUGCGUUGCUUCUACUGCGCACAACAGAGCGGCACGCGACAAUAUCCGAACAACCUGGGGCAGCGAGGAGCACCUUCACACGGGCUUUGGCGUUGUCCUGGUUCGAGUCUUGUUCUUCCUGGGGCAAACUGACGAAGCCAGUGCCGAGCACAGCGAGACUGGAGACAUUGUGCUUUUGCCGGACCUGCCUGAGAGCUUCGCCAGCAUUUGGUUGAAGACUGCGGCAAUAUUGAAAUUCGGGGCCGACUACUUCAAGGGCCAUGCGCAACCUGGUCACAGUGGCCCUGGGAGGUUGCGUUUCCUCAUCAAGUGUGAUGACGAUGCCUUCCUUGACAUCGAUGCUGUGGCAGCUGACAUUAUGGCGAGUGCCCCCGUAGGUCUGCUUUGGGGCCAUGUCAUGGCACUGGUGGAGCCAAACAGAAAUGCAUCCGACAAGUAUUUUGUCCCCCAUGAAGUUUAUCCAAUGCAGUACUAUCCACCCUAUGCUCGUGGUAUGGCAUAUGCCUUAUCUGAGGAUGUGGUUCUCCCGCUUGGUACUGCCUUGUAUGAAGGUCGCAUAGAUCCUUUUCCUUAUAGGGAGGACGUGUCUGUGGGCUUGUACAUUCUGGAACUGGCAAGAAGCGGGCGAGUACGCGUGGUUCCACACCAGCGCAAGGACGCAAUGCCCUUGGACUUCAAGGAGCAUUGUGCUGGGCCCCAGAGCAGCAAUCCCGUGCUGGUGAUGCACAGAUUCGAGCCUUCUACUGGACCAUGUUUGUGGAAGUUGGUGCAGGAGCGCCGCCUCGAAGUGGCCAAAGGUGCUACACGCAACGCGGACUUCUGCUCGUGCUCGCGGCUUGCCAGGCAGGCGCUCUGA
This is a messenger RNA of Symbiodinium sp. CCMP2456, 1941 nucleotides long. NCBI's taxonomy places the organism in Eukaryota, Dinophyceae, Suessiales, Symbiodiniaceae. The record is from the annotation of a GenBank genome assembly.